Molecule: messenger RNA, 3091 nt
Organism: Nanorana parkeri
Lineage: Eukaryota; Metazoa; Chordata; Amphibia; Anura; Dicroglossidae
Gene: ECT2L
Product: epithelial cell transforming 2 like
Exons: 22
Coding region: 79-3048 (989 amino acids)
Molecular function (GO): guanyl-nucleotide exchange factor activity; protein binding
Source: RefSeq, a predicted model, not a curated record
AGUCCUCGGAGACUCAGUCCACACAGUGUUAAACGUUGGCAUCUGGAGAGCGUGGGGCUCCAUGGGGGAGAGACACAGAUGUCAAUCAAGGACAACAUUCAUUUUGAUCAGACUGUGGGCACUCAGAUACGCUUUAGUGCCUGGACACCAAUGGCAAGCAAAUCUUUCAACAAACAGCUCUUUCACGAGAGAGUGAAUCUCAUAGGGCAUUGGUAUGACCUCUGGACGGACAAGCAGCGCAAACAAUUUCUUCAUUCUAUUUUAAGUAGGAGCAGCAGAUCACAACUGACAUUUAUACAGGACUGGUUCGCAGAAGAAUGUCCUGUCACCAAUGUAGACUUUACAACGGUGAUCCCCAGGGUUCUGUCUUUGUACAUUUUUUCCUUCCUGAAUGCUCAUGACCUAUGUGUUGCUGGACAGGUCAGCUGGCACUGGAAGUUCCUCGCUGAGCAGGACUGUCUGUGGAUGCCCAAGUGUACCAAGUUUGGCUGGUUUUUGCCAUACACUCCAGCAGACAAUGAAUAUGGAGCAUGGAAGAGGCACUAUAUAUCCUGUGCCUGUAGCCUGGACUAUCUCACUCCAAGGGAAGCUGCAGAGACAUAUGGCACUUUGAAUGAGCCUAAGGAAGGAGAAGAGGAACUGAAGGACAAAUUACAGGAGACGUGGCUGCGUAAAAUGCUUCGGGAAAGGCUGUCGCUGCAGAAAAAGGAGCUCUUUAAAAGCAGACCCCCUUGGAUGAGUGGAGCUUGGAGAUCAGCUGUAAACUCCAAAUUAAGUUUAACACAAUCUAUGAGUCUAACUGACCGGGCUUCAAUGCAAGCAGCACUGUGGUUGAUUAAGGGGAAAGAUACAGGCCCAGAUAAGACGUUGACAAGUUGGCUCUUGAAUGAAGAUAACCACACACCCAGCUUCACAUUGGCUUUGGAAAAGAAGCUUGUAGAACAAUCAAUAGACUCAUUGCCAAAAAGGCAUAAUGUAGCUGGAUGUACCACGUACCCUUCUACAAACACAAAGCAAUACAACAGUUUCCGGGGUCAGCCAGCACAGUUGUGCACCUCAGGUCCUCUUCACCUCGUGUUGAUAUCAUCCCACAUACUGGCAUAUGAGGUUGUACUCAGUUGUGUGAAACCCGGUGUGGUUCCUAUAGUUUAUGACUUCAAUGGCAUGACUCUUGAAAGUUUAAACUUCUGUGUGGAGAAAGCUUUGGGUGGACGCACAGCACACAGUAUUGGAGUUGUUGCAGAUGGGAAUUCUCAACACCUACAUUUACUACAGGGUGUCCGAAUCGAUACACAGAAUGUUCUAUGUUCACAUAUUAGAGAGUUUUGGGAAAAAUUAAGCAGCUGUGUGGUGUCAGAUAAAGAUGGUGGUCACAUUGACCUGUUUGUCCCUUUUGCAGCUUCAGAUUCAGGAAUGGAAAUACUAGACAACCUGUCUCGGUUAGCUGGCAUUAUGUUUUGUUCACCGACUGGGAUAGCCACUGGGUCUUACCAACAUAUUUUCAGUGAAUGGCUGAUGACAUCUGGAAGACGCAAAUUCCCCCCAUUUUUAUACUUCACAGAAGUGAAACUACAGGCCUGGUGCAGAUUAGCCAGUGUAAUGGAGGAAGCUCUACAUAUGGUCAGGAAGCAGAUGAAGCUUUACCUUAGUGAUCUCCAGAGAAAUGUAUCCGGCAGGAUCAUAGGACAGUUCAUGUUUGACACAAUGUCCAUGGUAAAGGUGCAGACCAAUCAAGACAUUGCUGACGCAUUAACUGAAGCUUUGGUGGAACUUGUUAAGGAGAAGCGUGAUGACCCACUGGAAUUCCUCUCCAUCUUUCUUUUAAAAAAAAUUGGAAAAAACAAAGAGUUCAGAAACCAUCUAUUUCAGGCAAAUACAGAGGACACACUAUCAGCAUUUCUAAAGCAUGAAGAUAAUGAUGGUGAUGCCAUAUCUGAAAAGGCUGCUAUUUCUCCAAGUCGAUCUGAAUCUAGGUUCAGACAACUUUCUAUGCUGGAUAAUAAACUUCUAGUGGAUGUAGGAGACAAACGUUCAAGGUUUGCUCAAGAACUCCUUGAGAGUGAGAGGCAGUAUGUACAAGUCCUGGAGAUCAUUAGAGACAUCUAUGCCGCCCCACUGAAGUCAGCACUGUCAUCAAAUCGUGCAAUCCUGAGCAUUUCUAACAUGCAAAUCAUCUUCUCUGAUAUUGUCAAUAUUUUACAAAUCAACAAGCAGCUCUUAAAUGAGUUGAUAGACAGACUUCAGGAAUGGGGACCCGCACAAUGUUUGGGAGAUGUGUUUAUGAAAUUUGGAUCAAAGCUGAAGAUAUACACCAAUUUUUUCAACAACUACACAGUGAUUCUAAAAACAAUUGACAAGUGCAGAGAAGCUACGCCAACCUUCCGAGCUUUCUUGAAAAGACAUGAUCAAACUGUUGUAACUAAAAUGAUGAGUUUACAGGAAUUGCUGUUAUUCCCGGCUGCUCGAUUUGAAGAGUAUGUGAACCUUUUGUAUGCUCUUCGCCUUCAUACUCCUCCAGAGCAUCCAGAUCGCAAUGAUUUAAGCACAGCUAUUACAGAGAUGAAGCAGUACAAGGAUUUCAUUUUGCGGGUGAAAUCCACCUUAGAAAAGGACACAGAGCUGACACAUCUACAGAAGACCAUCCGAGGCUGUCCCAAUCUAAUAGAAGCUAACAGACAUCUCAUUUGCAAACAAGAUGUGGCUCUGCUCAAAUCUGCUAAUGAAGACAUAAGUGCAUCCCUGAGGAUCUAUGAGCACAUCAGUGACCUGUGUCUUUUUCUCUUCAAUGAUGCACUGGUGAUAUCCAGUUGUCAUAUUUCCUAUACCCCAUUCAAGCAUGUACCAUCAACCUCGUACCAGUUUAUGGCUUCAGUCUCUUUAGGGCGAUUGCUGGUGGAAGACAUUCCAGAUACUAAAUAUGUGAAGAAUGCGUUUGUUCUACAAGGACCCAAACGGAGGUGGAUUUGUUUCACACAAACAGAAGAGGAGAAGGUCACUUGGCUUUCCGCAUGUCAGCGUGCUAUCCAUGCCAGCAUUGAAACAAAAUAACCAUACCCGUAUCUACUACUGGAGUGUUGUUAUAGAUGUCAUU